Diospyros lotus (date-plum) is the source of this 962-nucleotide messenger RNA. RefSeq names its product zinc finger protein CONSTANS-LIKE 16. NCBI's taxonomy places the organism in Eukaryota, Viridiplantae, Streptophyta, Magnoliopsida, Ericales, Ebenaceae. The record is from RefSeq and is a predicted model, not a curated record. Gene Ontology annotation, cellular component: nucleus. Gene Ontology annotation, molecular function: protein binding. The transcript has 3 exons. The coding region runs from base 91 to 822 and encodes 243 amino acids. Gene Ontology annotation, biological process: regulation of DNA-templated transcription.
CUUGUACAUAUAUUCUCAUGCAGACAUCCAACGCGCACACAGUUUACUUCAAUUUAAUUAGAAUAAGAUAAGAGAGUGCGCCCAGAGAGGAUGAGGCAUAGCUCUUUACCAGGAAGCCCCAAGAAGGAAGAACAAGAAGUGCCUGCUCAAACAAGUACAGUUUCCGAAUUCUCCAGUCUCAUAGAUGAUUUGGAUCAUGAUCAGGGCAUUUUGAGUGUCGAAGGUGAGGAAGAGAAGUCAUCAGGUCAGGGCAAUAAGGAUAUGUGCGGUCAAGUUCAACUAGGCUGGAAGUACUUCAUGGACUGGGAAGGAUUUUCAGUCGGAGACGAAGAAGAAGAAGAAGAAGAAGAAGAUGAUGAUGAUGAUGAUGAUGAAGAAGGCGACCAGAAGGUAGCAGAAACGAGCAUGUGCUUGCAAGGAGAUAGCCGCCGCCACUGCAGCACCGCGAAGAGAGAAAGCUACGGAUUUUGGGAUGAUUAUGAUCAUGACUACGUCGACAAUGGGUUUUCCUUGAAUCUGAGCUUAAAUUAUCAAGGGGUCUUGGAUGCUUGGUCCGACCGCCGGACUCUUUUGGCCGACGGCCAUUAUUGUUCUUCGCUCACGAUCCCCAACAACAACAACGGCGCCUAUAUAGGAGAGGUGCCGGUAAUGGAGGAAGAAAGAGCAAGAAGGGAAGCAAGUGUACAGAGGUACAAGGAAAAACGUCAGACCAGAUUGUUCUCCAAGAAGAUAAGAUAUCAAGUCCGCAAGCUCAAUGCAGAAAAAAGACCCAGGCUCAAGGGUCGAUUUGUGAAGAGGGGCUCCUCCCGGGAAGAUACAUAGAUAUGAGGUUCUUCUUUGAAAUGUCUCAAAAAAAUAUCUUAUCCGGCUACUGCUCUCUCUCUCUCUCUCUCUCUCUCAACUUUUUCCACAUGUACUUUUUCUGUUUGUCUCCAAAGAAAAUGCUGAAAUAUCUUCCUCAA